Ostrea edulis (European flat oyster) is the source of this 1378-nucleotide messenger RNA. Its product is annotated as dynein light chain Tctex-type protein 2B-like. The coding region runs from base 298 to 774 and encodes 158 amino acids. Gene Ontology annotation, cellular component: cytoplasm; cytoplasmic dynein complex. The transcript has a single exon. Gene Ontology annotation, biological process: microtubule-based movement. NCBI's taxonomy places the organism in Eukaryota, Metazoa, Mollusca, Bivalvia, Ostreida, Ostreidae. Gene Ontology annotation, molecular function: dynein intermediate chain binding. The record is from RefSeq and is a predicted model, not a curated record.
UGUCAGAUUUGCGUGGUCUGGAUUACCGGAUUAGUGCGCACGGUCAUUCUCCUAGUGAACCUUUAAAUGCAAUCGCUUUGUAUAGAUACCGGAAAGUGAUUUAAUUAUUCACGUGCUGUUGUUUAGGUAGAACACGGCGCUCUCUGUAGCGAAGGAAUUAAACCUUUCCUUACAGGAAUCAGAAAAUUCAGGAGUGUGAAUAUUAUGUAACUACCCACUGUCUACGCAGCUGAUUGUUACCCGGUGCAAUAUUCAUCUAAUUCAAUUUCAAUUCUGUUGUGGUUUUUAAUAAACAAUAUGGAAUUACUGAAAUCAAAGAAAAAGGCGAACAAGGUUUCCAAACUGUUGAAGCCCGGGGGUGUGUCGGACAACCAUUCAGUGACAUCGGAUAAACUGAUUCAUCACGACGGACUGCGAAUAGAAAACACGUAUCAACUCCAACCAGACGAAGGAAAGAAAUUCAAAAGUUACAUUGUGGAAGAAGAAAUGAGGCGAAUUCUGAGGCGGACUCUUGAGCCUCUAAAUUAUAAAGACUCCACGGGCAGUUCAUUAACAACAGAGCUGGCCAACGACAUCAAAAAAGCCAUUCAGGGUCUUGGCUGGCCCCGCUAUAAGUACGUAGUGCAGGUGGUUCUGGGACAGAACCGAAAUCAGGCGGUACAGGUCGGGAGUCGGUGUCUAUGGGAUCAGCAAUCGGACAAUUUUGCCUGUGCCUCGUACAGCAGUAAAACUAUAUUUGCUGUAGCGGCGUGUUUUGGGGUGUACUAUGAAUGAUGAUAGUGGAACUUAACAGACUAUCUAGUGUUAUGUGUGGGGGUGUAGAAAGGAACUGAUCAUUUUGUUAGUGUUAGUGAACGACAAAACAUUAUUUGAUAGAACUUUGGAUAUGGCAUCGAACAUGACAAAUACGAUCAAACUUUCGCUAUCAAACAUGGCAUCAAAUACGAAAUGUCGACCCUAAACUUUUUGUGUCUGAGUAUUGCUGCCCAGUGUUUGAGACAUUUUUGAAUUAAAAUAUCGUAAGUCCAGUUUUAUUAGCCCUGCCAAAAUCUGAAAAAUAACCAGGUGUCAAAAUUUUAAAAUCGUUAUGGAGUUUGUGUCACUAAACGAAUUUGAAUUGUUUUAUGUGGAACGGCAGAGGAAUUUUCACCUGUGAGGUAUAUCUACUGAUUGAUCCGCGUUUCUAAUAACACCUAGAUACGCCGUGUACAUUGUUUUCUGCAAAAAACAUAUCAAUCGUUAUCUCGUCCAUUAUUGGAACCGCAUUUAAACUUCCCUAUCAUUUUGAGAGUCCUGGGAAGGAGAUCGCAGUUUUGAAUUGUAACCUUGUUCUUGGGGCAUUGUGUUUAAAAUAAUAAAGAAGGAGAAAAUACGAAAA